Epinephelus moara (kelp grouper) is the source of this 964-nucleotide messenger RNA. RefSeq names its product CD99 molecule-like 2 (gene cd99l2). Gene Ontology annotation, biological process: homotypic cell-cell adhesion; positive regulation of neutrophil extravasation; T cell extravasation. The coding region runs from base 147 to 890 and encodes 247 amino acids. NCBI's taxonomy places the organism in Eukaryota, Metazoa, Chordata, Actinopteri, Perciformes, Serranidae. The transcript has 10 exons. The record is from RefSeq and is a predicted model, not a curated record.
CAUAGUGAACGCCUUGUAUGCGGCUUUCGAGUGAGACAGAGCUGAACGGAAGGCUGCAGAGAAAAACGGAACGGUUACAAAUCCCGUGAUCUAGCCGCUGUAUUCUCAUUUUGUACCGACUGUUGGUGUGUGUGGAGACCGGAGUGAUGGCUAACCGCUCUCUGUGGUCACUGUGCCUGCUGCUGGCGCUGCUGCUGCCGCUGGAAGUCCUGUCUCAGGACUUGAACCUGGCUGAUGCCCUGGAUGAUGACAGUAAACCAACGACUCCUUCCCCAAAGCCACCAAAACCAGCAGCACCAGGCGGGGGAACAGGAGGAGACUUUAAUCUAGAGGAUUUACUCAAUACCGAUGGCACCACCACCACUACCACCAAAGUCCCACCCAAGGUUGUGCCCAAAGUCCCCGCAGGUACCAAGGCCCCAGUCAAGCCCAAUCCCAAGCCAGCUGCCGAUGACUUUGACCUGGCUGAUGCCUUGGACCCCAACAAUGACAUUGGUGGCAAGGAUAAGAACAAGGGGCAGGGAGGUGGAUUUAGUAAUGAUGAUCUGUUUGGUGUUGCUAAAGAUGAUAACUACAAACCUGACAAAGGCAAAGGUGACCGUCCAAGUGGUGGUGAUCAAAAUUACCAUGAUGAUACCAAUGAGCCGGCUGCAGAAGUGGGCACCAUUGCCGGGAUUGCUAGUGCAGUUGCUAUGGCGCUGGUGGGUGCAAUCAGCAGCUACAUCUCCUACCAGAAGAAGAAGCUGUGCUUCGGUAUACAACAGAGCCUGAAUGCUGACAUGGUGAAGGCUGAGAACCCCGAGGCUGUGGUGGCUACAGAACCACAAGUCCAACAGACUCUUCUGGAGCCACCCAAUGCUGAACCUCCCUCUGCAGAGAAUACUGUGUAACACACACACUCAGACAUGCGCUCUUUCCCAACCCCCCCCCCCCCCCCCCCCCCCCCCCCCUACCCCACCCCCCC